Messenger RNA from Theobroma cacao (cacao), 1311 nucleotides. Lineage: Eukaryota; Viridiplantae; Streptophyta; Magnoliopsida; Malvales; Malvaceae. The record is from RefSeq and is a predicted model, not a curated record.
UGGGGGUGGGGGAGUGAAAUGGGGAAUUGUUGUAGAUCUCCAGCGGCUGUCGCGAGGGAGGACGUAAAAUCUAACUUCUCCGCACACGAUCACGCCCGUAAAGAUUCCGUUUCCAAGCAGAAGCCGCCGAUCACGGUGCUGAACGGGGUUCCGAAGGAGAACAUCGAGGAGAAGUACCUGGUGGAUCGCGAGCUGGGACGAGGUGAGUUCGGGGUUACUUACCUUUGCAUCGACCGCGGCACGCGCGAGUUGCUCGCGUGCAAGUCUAUCUCGAAGAGGAAGCUGAGGACGGCCGUGGAUAUCGAGGAUGUGAGACGGGAAGUUGCGAUAAUGAAGCAUUUGCCGAAGAAUUCGAGUAUCGUGAGCUUGAAAGAAGCUUGCGAGGAUGACAAUGCGGUUCAUUUGGUGAUGGAGCUUUGUGAAGGUGGUGAACUCUUCGAUAGGAUCGUGGCCAGAGGACAUUACACGGAGAGAGCCGCCGCGGCGGUGACGAGGACGAUUGUGGAAGUGGUUCAGCUUUGUCAUAAGCAUGGAGUGAUUCAUAGAGAUUUGAAGCCUGAGAAUUUUUUGUUCGCUAAUAAGAAAGAGAAUUCGCCGUUAAAAGCUAUCGAUUUUGGGUUAUCAAUAUUUUUCAAGCCAGGUGAACGAUUCUCUGAGAUUGUUGGAAGUCCAUAUUAUAUGGCUCCUGAGGUGCUGAAACGAAAUUAUGGACCAGAAAUAGACAUAUGGAGUGCAGGAGUCAUACUCUAUAUUUUGUUGUGUGGGGUUCCUCCUUUUUGGGCUGAGUCUGAACAAGGUGUUGCACAGGCAAUUCUUCGAGGGUUAAUAGAUUUCAAACGGGACCCAUGGCCAAAUAUUUCAGAGAGUGCUAAGAGUCUAGUCAGGCAAAUGUUGGAACCGGACCCAAAGCUUCGUCUCACUGCAAAGCAAGUGCUUGAGCAUCCUUGGCUCCAAAAUGCUACAAAAGCUCCCAAUGUUCCUCUUGGCGAUGUUGUUAAGUCAAGGCUUAAACAAUUUUCAAUGAUGAACAGAUUCAAAAGAAAAGCCCUGCGGGUUAUUGCUGAGUUCUUAUCCAUUGAAGAAGUUGAAGACAUCAAAGAAAUGUUCAAGAAAAUGGACACUGACAAUGAUGGCAUCGUUUCAAUUGAAGAGCUGAAAGCUGGAUUUAGAAAUUUUGGUUCGCACCUUGCAGAGUCUGAAGUGCAGAUGCUUAUUGAAGCUGUGAGUGUGUUUUGGUUUAUACUCUGCCAUGAAUUAACAAGUAUUAUGAUACUUUAUUUUCCUGGUUUGUGCUAAUUCUCAUCAAAAUAG